Messenger RNA from Quercus lobata, 1763 nucleotides. RefSeq names its product protein IQ-DOMAIN 14-like. The transcript has 4 exons. The record is from RefSeq and is a predicted model, not a curated record. Gene Ontology annotation, molecular function: protein binding. Lineage: Eukaryota; Viridiplantae; Streptophyta; Magnoliopsida; Fagales; Fagaceae. Bases 226 to 1602 code for a protein of 458 amino acids.
AACCAAACCUCCUCAAUAGCGCGUUUACCGACUACUCAAUCCCCCCGCACAUAUCUCUCUACAUAUAAUCCCCACUCCAAAACUAAAAAAACAAACCAGUUCUGUGCUCAGUUCAGCUUCUUUCAUAGUUCCAAAGUUCCUAAAAAGUUCCGAAACUCUGUGUCUAUUUCCAAAACCAAAAAACCAUGUUUCCUUUACUUAAACCUCGGACCCAUUAAGCUGCUCAUGGGCUUUCUCAGCCGGCUCUUCGGAUUCGGGUCUAAGAAGCCCAAGAAUCCGCAGCCGCAAAAGGAGAAGCAGAAGCGGAGGAGCUUCAUCGCUUCGCUAAACAGCAACUCCCACAAAGGGACGCCGUCUCGGCACCAAGUGGAUGACCCCAACAAGCACGCCAUAGCGGUUGCUGCUGCCACCGCUGCUGUGGCGGAGGCUGCUCUCGCGGCGGCUCAUGCGGCGGCUGAGGUCGUCAGACUUACCAGUAACGUCGGGAGAAAUACCAACGUGGCGCACCGGCUUUUGACGGCGGAGUUAGCUGCCGUUAAGAUACAGUCUGCUUUUCGUGGUUAUCUGGCAAGGAGGGCGCUAAAGGCACUAAAAGCAUUGGUGAAACUUCAAGCAUUGGUGAGAGGGCACAUGGUGAGAAAGCAAACUGCCAACAUGCUGAGGCGAAUGCAAACAUUAGUCCGAUUGCAGGCACGGGCACGUGCAAAUCGCGCACAAUUGUCAGAAUCCUUCCAUUCUAGCAGCAAGUCCUCUCUGUCACAUCACCCUGUCCCUGCAACUCCUGACAUAAAUGAUUGCCAACUUCGAGCUUAUAGUUCCAAAUUUGAGGGCCCCUCAAUUUUGAAGAGAUGUGGUUCAAAUUCAAACUUCAGGGACAUCAUCAACCUAGACAAAGGACAUGGUAGUUCAAAGUGGUUAGACCAUUGGAUGGAAGAAAGUUUAUGGAACAACCGCCGUGACAUUUCAUUCAGAAAUGGACAUGCUGAUGAUGAGAAGUGCGACAAGAUUCUCGAAGUAGACACUUGGAAACCGCAUUUGAACUCCCAAGAAAGUAAGAGAACCUUUCAGACAUCACCGAAUGUUUUUGCUUCUGAUUAUAAUAAGGAGAGCUUUAUGACAUACAACUCUCCAUCAAAACACUCAACAAAAGCUCCAAAUCCAAUUCCUAGUCAGGCUACACCAUCUUCUGGGGGAGUUUUAUCUCUUGGCUCCUUCAAACUAGGAAGAGAUGAAACAGCUUUAAGGACUGCUGACAACAGCCCACAAGUGCAUUCUUUGUCAUCCAGGCCUGGAAGUAGUGCCAGAAGAGGUCCAUUCACACCCACAAGAAGUGAGUAUGCGUGGGGCUAUUUUGGUGGGUACUCAGGUCACCCAAACUACAUGGCUAACACGGAGUCCUUUCGGGCUAAGGUUAGGUCACAGAGUGCCCCAAGGCAAAGGCUAGAGUUUGAGAAAUUCGGUUCAACAAGGAGAUCUGUUCAGGGGUUGUGGGAUGCAGGGAUCGAUUCAGAUAAGAGGUUUGCUGACCAAGCUGAGUACAGGUACAAAGCUUAUUCAGCCUCUGGCCAAUUGAAUAGAGUUGGGAGUGCUAAUUUAAGGUGAUUCCACUUGUUGUAAUUUUUUUUUCUAUGUAUGGCAGCAAUGCUAGAGUUGUAAUUAUGUGAUCAUGAUUUUUGUACCUGUCCAUGCACAAUCAAAAGUUGCCAGAAACUUACUGUUUUAAACUGUAUGUUCAAACAUAAUCAUAGUUGUGCUUAUAUAUA